This is a messenger RNA of Beta vulgaris subsp. vulgaris (sugar beet), 657 nucleotides long. RefSeq lists its product as hypothetical. Gene Ontology annotation, cellular component: mitochondrial inner membrane. Gene Ontology annotation, biological process: mitochondrial respiratory chain complex IV assembly. The record is from RefSeq and is a predicted model, not a curated record. Lineage: Eukaryota; Viridiplantae; Streptophyta; Magnoliopsida; Caryophyllales; Amaranthaceae. The transcript is spliced from 3 exons. Bases 52 to 393 code for a protein of 113 amino acids.
GUGCCACACCAAGCACCAAAAGAACAUACCACACUUUAUCCAAAAUCUUUUAUGCAAUUCUAUAAAUACCUACAUUUCCCUUCCUUUUUACUCCAUCAUCAAUCAAUCACUCACUUUUAUCAAUCAACAUCGCAUAUUCAAAACACAUACAUACACUUAGAAAAUAUGGACGCCUUUCAAUCUUGGGUUUCUGAGAACAAGCUUACUAGCAUUGGAGCUUUUUGGGCAUCGGCAGUUGCAGCAUCCGUUGCUUAUAAUUCCCGUUCAAAGACAUCCCUCAAGCCAAGCCUCAGACUUAUUCAUGCUAGGAUGCAUGCACAAGCCUUGACACUGGCAGUGUUAUCAGGUGCAGCAGUUUACCAUUACUAUGAGAAGCGCAAUGAGGAGAAAUGAAUCCGACAAAUACGCCUAACUGAAAGACGAUGACGAUAACACUCAUGAUUAUCAAACAAUACCUGAUUUCAUGACUUCUAAAUUUUGAAGGCAGAAGAUACAAUAUAUAAUAUAUUAUCGGCUACUUGAUGCAAUAUUAAUGUUCUGUUUUGUUCUGUUGUAUUUUGUUAUGCAUUACUAGCUAGUAGGAGUACUUUUCCCCCCUACUCUUCCUAUGUACAUAUACAAUCAAAUUAAUCUAAAAUAAAUUUAUGCUAUGCAUUA